AUGAAUUCCUCUCAAAAAAGAAAACAGCCACCAGGAGCCAUAGCUCCACCUUUAAUCACAUCCCGUACCUUCAGAUCGAACACUGGCGGCAAUGUCCAGUGGUCAAGUCAUGCAUCCACUAUCCUUGAAGGCCCUCCCCAACCCUCGAUGUUCCCUGACCAGGCGAGAACUCCAUGUCAAACACAGACUCCUGUAGAAGCUGCCGACUCUGAGCAAACCACUGAUGAUGACUCCGGUCAUAUCAUUGCUGCCAUUGACAUGAAAGACGGUGGCACCGUAGGAUGUGCCUACUAUUCCGUCGAGGAAGAAAGGAUGUACUUGUUGGGCGACAGUCGAUCAGGAGGCAUGGAAGUCAUCAAUACUCUUCUUAUCCAGAUCAAACCGACCGUGAUACUGACGCCCCCUCGAGUGGAGAUUCUCAGUAUUCCUAGCCAGGGCCAAAACCUAGCCCAAGAGACGGAUUCAUCAUCAUAUCUACCUUACCAGAUAGAUGUUCGCCCUACGCAAGAGUUCAGCCACUCGAAUGCAGAAAAUAAGCUGGUUGCUCUGGAUUUAUCAACAUCUUACGAAAGUCGCAUUCGCUUCUUUGUCCCUCAGAGUGGCCUUACCGGUCCUGAGGAGGUCAACCCUGAGGACUUGGGCUUUUCACUUCAUGAAGGAAGACUCUUGCACCUAUCCAGUGCCAUUGAUAUGGAGAAUCCGGUGACAAUUGGCUGUGUAGGGGCUGUUCUUACACAUUUGCAGAAACGAAGAUCAAAAAUAUUGACUUCGGGGCCCACAGAGAUCAGUGCUUGUAGGGUUCGCUCGCUGGAGAUGUUCAGUUUGCAAGAUACCAUGUGGAUAGGUAGAGACACCUUCUCGUCACUUCAGAUCAUUCAGUCUGAGUCUCAUCCGAACAUGUUUAACCAAGGUCUAGGCACCAAGUCAUCUUCUGGUAAAGAAGGCCUUUCCAUAUUUGGUCUCUUCCGUCGCUUCUCUCAUACCCCACAUGGUAGAACCAAACUCAAGCAGAUGUUUCUGCGCCCAAGCCUAAACAUCGAAACUAUUCGACAACGCCAUGACUUCGUCAGCGUAUUUUCGCGACCUGAAAACUCAGAUGCCCUAGAUAAGUUGAUGAAGAGCCUGAAACAUAUCAUGAACCUGCGUCCAGUCAUGAUCAAUCUACAAAAAGGCAUCAACACAGGAAGUGCAAAGAUCACUGGCUUCAAAACUACUGUUUGGGCAAGACUGUUGGCAUUUGCAUUUUACUCCAUUGAUAUCCAUGAUACUUUGCAGCGAAUAUCAGGUGCAAACACAUUAUCUAUCGUGCCAAAGGCAAUCCGAGUCUUUGAAGCAGCACAGCUUCACAGAGUCGAUAUCGACAACUCAGAAGAGCAAGGCAGAACCGCUGUCAAGCAAGGCCGCGAUCGAGAUCUUGAUCGGAUGAAAGAUUUGUACGAUGGCUUGAACAGUCUCCUCAAGCAUGUGGCAAUUGAUAUUGCCAGCACAAUUCCAGAUAACCUGGACAUUGAUGUGAAUGUGAUCUAUUUCCCUCAGCUCGGGUUCAACAUCGCCAUUCCACUCAAUGAGAGAGGUGAAGCUACAUAUUCUGGCUCGAGUGACGACUGGGAUCUAGUUUUCAUUACGGAGACAAGGGCAUACUUCAAGGAUUUCCGAAUGAAGGAGCUGGAUGGGAAGCUUGGAGAUAUCUAUGGGCUAAUAUGUGAGAAGGAAAUCGAGAUUGUAUACGACUUGGCCCAGAAAGUACUUCAGUACGAAAACUUGCUUGUGGAGACAUCUGAUAUAUGCGGAGAACUGGAUAGUCUCCUCGCCCUCACACAAGCAGCAAUCUGUUACAAACUGGUUCGGCCGCGGAUGGUAACAGAAAAUGUUGUCAGGAUCAAGGGUGGUCGUCACAUGAUACAGGGACUGACUGUCCCAUCAUACGUUCCAAAUGAUACGCUGCUUGUAGGAGGAAUUAACAACCCAGAGAUCAUCACUUCUAGUGCACAGGCUAGCCAAAAUCCGAGCAUGUUGGUUCUGACUGGACCGAACUACUCCGGUAAGAGUGUCUACAUGAAGCAAGUUGCUCUCAUUGUUUACCUGGCACAAAUUGGAAGCUUCGUCCCUGCAGACAGCGCAGAGCUGGGUAUCACCGACAAGAUCUUGACAAAGAUACAUACUCAGGAGAGUGUCUCAAAGGUAUCAACGCCCCGUGAGGAAACUGUCACGAGUCACGCAAUCCGUCAAGAAACUGAUUGUAUACAGAUCCAAAGUACUUUCAUGAAUGAUCUGCAACAAAUUUCACUUUGCCUGAAGCAAGUCACUGGUCGAACUCUGAUCCUUAUCGAUGAGUUUGGUAAGGGAACAAACGAAGGUGAUGGCAUUGGACUUGCAUGCGGAAUACUGAACUAUCUAUUGAAUCUCGAAGAUGCCCCGAAGGUUAUUGCUGCCACACAUUUCCAUGAAAUCUUCGAGAAUGGAUUUCUUGCACUGCGGCCAAGGUUGCAACUGGGCCAUAUGGAGGUCAAAGUUUGCCCAGAGUCCCAGGAGUUGGAGGACCAAGUUAUUUAUCUUUACAACCUUCGCCCAGGUCGCAGCAGCAAGAGUUUCGGUACUAUAUGUGCUGCCAUCAACGGUAUUGAAGCAUCCAUAGUUGCCCGCGCAAACGAAAUUGCAUCACUUGCAGCCCGAGGCGAGAAUCUAAUUGCAGCAUGUGCCAUCCUAUCCGCUGAAGAGAUGAAGACACUGCAGACGGCGGUAAGGAUUACACAAGAACAAGACAAACUUGCCAGAGCGUUCCUCAAGACGGAUUUCUCGGAUCGUGAGGGCCCAAUGCUUGCCGCGAAGGCAGUCCUCGAAGACUUGUUGAAACAAGCAGAGUGA
This is a messenger RNA of Penicillium taxi, 2865 nucleotides long. RefSeq names its product MutS family protein MSH5. Gene Ontology annotation, cellular component: nucleus. NCBI's taxonomy places the organism in Eukaryota, Fungi, Ascomycota, Eurotiomycetes, Eurotiales, Aspergillaceae. The transcript has 16 exons. Gene Ontology annotation, biological process: mismatch repair; chiasma assembly. The coding region runs from base 1 to 2865 and encodes 954 amino acids. Gene Ontology annotation, molecular function: ATP-dependent DNA damage sensor activity; mismatched DNA binding; ATP binding. The record is from RefSeq and is a predicted model, not a curated record.